AUGAAUGCGGCGAGCGAUCUCGAGACCUUGGAGGUGGCCAAGGGCUACGAGCCUACACUUCCCACACCGAUAAAGGAGAGUAUUGGGAGCGGUUCAUCAACCCGGAGCGAUGAUUUUGAACACCCUACCGAGGAAGAGCUUGCUACACUACGCCGAGUCUCUGGAGAGAUUCCAUGGACAGCGUAUACUGUAGCGUUUGUGGAACUCUGCGAACAUUUUUCGUACUAUGGAACCACUGCAGUUUGUGGGCAAGCCCAUUUCGUUACAGAGGAAAUGUAUCUAACCACUUCCAGUCGUCAACUUCAUCCAGCAACCUCUUCCAGAGGGGUCAUCGACUGGUGCGGGUUCUCUAGGCAGUCUGGUGCUCUGGGAAUGGGUCAACGUGCCUCCAUUGGCCCCACUACUUUCAACCCAUUUUGGGCCUACAUAAUGCCCCUCCUCGGUGCCUACAUGGCCGACCAGUCCUGGGGCCGUAUGAGAACGAUCCAAGUCUCCAUCGCCAUCGUACUCGUUGGUCAUGUCAUCUUGAUCAUUUCUGCCAUCCCAGCAGUAAUUGUCCAUCCCACAGGUGCUAUCACUGUAUUCGCUAUCGGUAUUGUAAUCAUGGGGAUUGGGGUCGGCGGUUUUAAGUCGAAUAUUUCUCCUUUGAUUGCCGAGCAAUGUACUAAGACAGUGAUGAGAGUAAAGACCACUGAAAAGGGAGAAAGGGUGAUCAUGGACCCUGCUGUCACCAUUUCACGUGUCUAUCUGUACUUUUAUCUCAUGAUCAAUGUCGGUUCCUUGACUGGAUCCAUCGGAAUGGUGUAUGCGGAGAAAUAUGUUGGCUUCUGGCUUUCUUACCUGCUUCCAACCCUGAUGCUUUGUCUCUGUCCGAUGGUUAUCUUUGCUUGCAGGAACAGAUACCGCAUGUAUCCACCCACCGGCUCAAUGCUUGCCCAGUCGAUGAAGCUUUGGAGAUUUGUUAUGAGGAAGCGAUGGUCAUGGAAUCCUAUUACUUUCCGCAAGAACGUGCAACAACCCGGCUUCUGGGACGACGUCAAACCGUCCAGACUCGGCGCCUCCAAACCAGCCUGGAUGAUCUUUGACGACGCCUGGGUUGACGAAGUGCGGCGUGGCCUCCUAGCUUGCAAAGUCUUCCUCUGGUAUCCUCUCUACUGUACGUCUCUUCUCCCCAACUCCCGCACCACACCUCCCCAAUUAACAAUCCCAGGGCUCGCCUACGGCCAAAUGACCAACAACCUCACAUCCCAAGCCGCCGUCAUGAAGCUGGGCGGCGUCCCUAACGACAUAGUCUCCAACUUCAACCCGCUCUUCAUCGUGCUCCUCAUUCCCAUAAUGGACCAAAUCGUAUAUCCUGGCCUGCGAAAACUCGGCUUCAAAUUCACGCCUAUAAAGCGCGUCACAUGCGGUUUCUUCCUCGCUUCAUCUGCCAUGAUUUCCGCACGAAAAUGGCGAGCCCCUCGUGGCGAAUAUUUCGGUUUGGAUACAACUUCUUCCGUAUGGGCUUAUUGGAUUCUCGAGAUCAUGGCGAGUGUCACGAGUCUGGAGUACGCGUUCACGAAGGCGCCGACGAAUAUGCGGAGUACGGUGCAGGCGGUUGCGCUGUUUAUGAAUGCGCUGAGCUCGGCGUUGGCGCAGGCUCUUGUUGCACUGGCAGAGGAUCCGUUGCUGGUGUGGAAUUAUGGGUUGGUUUCUGUGUUGGCUGCGGCAGGUGGAGUGCUGUCUUGGCUUGAUAAUAGGAAGUUGGAUAGAGAGGAGGAUAAGUUGAAUUUGUUGCCGAGUGCGCAGUUUCAUGCAAAAAUGAGAGCACCGAGUGAUGAGGAGAGUGGAGAUCGAGUCGUUGAGGAGGUAGGGAGUGAGUAA
Hyaloscypha bicolor E is the source of this 1863-nucleotide messenger RNA. RefSeq names its product putative peptide transporter ptr2. The transcript is spliced from 6 exons. Gene Ontology annotation, cellular component: membrane. Gene Ontology annotation, biological process: transmembrane transport; oligopeptide transport. The record is from RefSeq and is a predicted model, not a curated record. NCBI's taxonomy places the organism in Eukaryota, Fungi, Ascomycota, Leotiomycetes, Helotiales, Hyaloscyphaceae. Bases 1 to 1863 code for a protein of 620 amino acids. Gene Ontology annotation, molecular function: dipeptide transmembrane transporter activity.